Rotaria socialis is the source of this 1221-nucleotide messenger RNA. Lineage: Eukaryota; Metazoa; Rotifera; Eurotatoria; Philodinida; Philodinidae. The record is from the annotation of a GenBank genome assembly.
AUGGGUAACAAUUCGUCGAAAGUUUCAAAAUCUCAACCUAAUUUCGAACGUGCCAAAGCGGCAUCAAAUGAUUCAAAUGACGCCUCCAAAACUAAAGAGAUAGAAAUAUUACUUAACAAUAUACAACAAGUAAUUGAUAGUAUGAAAAUGGAAGUGAAACCCAAUCCUUUGUUCCCAAAAACAUUCUUUAAUCCAUUGUUCAAUGCUCUAAGCUCUCUAACAGAGACGCUAAAUCCGACCAGACCACAUACUUGUUACUGUGUAGGUGGAACCGAUGUAGGUAAAUCAAGUCUAAUUAAUAGCAUCGCUGGAAAGGAAGUGUGUGCAGUUGGCGAAAAUGAUAGACCUUGUACAGACACUUUUAAAGUUGUACCUGUAGAAGAUGUGAACGCUACUUUUGUUGAUUCGAUAGGCUUUGGUGCACAAUUAAACGAUUCUAUUUUGGUGACACAAACUCAAAAGCAGAUGCAAAAUAUUGAACGUCCUGAUGCAGUUAUUAUAGUUGUAACAAAGAACAAUUUAAGAACCGUAGUUUCUCUGGAUAGUAUUAUGAAGAAUGUCAAUAGUGUUCUAAAAUACCUAAAACAAAUGCGACAUGGAACUAGCAUACCUGUCAUAUGCGUACUCAGUAAAAUCGAUGAGUAUUUCCAAGGCAAAGUGCCUAAUUGUGAAGACGAUGUCAAACAACUGGAAGAAUAUACUGAAAGAGCUUUAACGUUGGUAAAUAAGUACUUGAUUGAUCCAGCUGUGCAAUGUAUUCCCGUAUCAACAAGAUACAAUUAUGGUGUUGACCAACUUCGGCUGAGUAUCAAUGCUCAAUCACCACUGAAUGCUCAAAUCGUUGACAAAAAUCUUGAUUCCAUUAGCCGAUGCCGAGUAUCAAUAGCCAAUAAAAUUAUCGCUGCUUUUUCUACAGCUUCUGCAGCAGCAUCGUUUCUACCUCUUGCUGACAUCGUCAUUGUAACUAUUCUGCAAGAAUGGAUGUAUCGAAUGUUGGCUUGUUUUUCAAUCGACCCAAAUCGAACCGCGAAUGCAUUCAAAGCGGUGCAUCGUAUUCAACAAACGGCCAAUUUAGCUAUUCGUGUUGGUGCACUCUUCAUUGGAGGUGUACUUCAAUUAAGCAUUGUGGGCUACUUUAUUGGCGCUGGUAUAUGUGUAGCGACAGCCGCAACAUCCACAGCUGCUCUCGGUUGGGCAUCCUAUUUUUACUUUGUUGACUAG